GCGAGGGAUCCCGCGCAAAUUGAAAGGUCCUGCUGUGAGGCGCUGGGCGGCUACCGGGUUCCCGGUGUCGUUUGCCGCGGCCCCAGGGAGCGAGGGGAGUCGGAGACGGGCUUGGCAGUCCCGGUGCCGCCGCCCUCUGCGCGGGGCCUGACGCGUGGGUCUCGCGGCACGUCCUCCAUCCCCGUGUCCCUUUCCCGGGACAAAGGAUUUCCCAGGCCCCCGGGAGCGUGAGGUCGGGAUCGGGACGCAGGAAGAAGGAGCUCAAGUGGGCGCCGCGGGAUGGUGUGCGCCUGGCCGCGCGAAAGAGGCGAUGCUGGCUGCAGGGUAGCUCCAGGGCCUAGAAGACGCGCACGUGUCACCCUGCGAGUCGUCUGUGCUCUUUCCUCGAAGUGAGCCGAACCUGCCUUUAGAGACCUAUCCAUCGGAGAGUUGAUUCAGCACCAUGGGGAUUCAAGGAUUGCUACAGUUCAUCAAAGAAGCUUCUGAACCCAUCCACGUGAGGAAAUAUAAAGGGCAGGCUGUAGCUGUGGAUACGUACUGCUGGCUUCACAAAGGGGCCAUUGCUUGUGCUGAUAAACUAGCCAAGGGGGAACCCACUGAUAGGUAUGUGGGAUUUUGUAUGAAAUUUGUAAAUAUGUUAUUAUCUCAUGGAAUCAAACCUGUUCUUGUUUUUGAUGGGUGCACUUUACCUUCUAAAAAGGAAGUAGAAAAAUCUAGAAGAGAACGACGACAAGCCAGUCUCCUUAAGGGAAAGCAGCUCCUUCGUGAGGGCAAAGUUUCAGAAGCCCGAGAAUGUUUUGCCCGUUCCAUCAAUAUCACACAUGCUAUGGCCCACAAAGUGAUUAAAGCUGCUCGGUCGCAGGGAGUGGACUGCCUCGUGGCUCCUUAUGAGGCUGAUGCGCAGUUGGCCUAUCUUAACAAAGCUGGAAUUGUACAAGCUAUCAUCACAGAGGAUUCUGAUCUCCUGGCUUUUGGCUGUAAAAAGGUGAUUUUAAAAAUGGACCAGUUUGGAAAUGGACUAGAGAUUGAUCAGGCUCGCCUGGGGAUGUGUAGACAGCUUGGGGAUGUAUUCACAGAAGAGAAGUUCCGUUACAUGUGUAUUCUUUCUGGCUGUGACUAUCUCUCCUCACUACGUGGGAUUGGAUUAGCAAAGGCAUGCAAAGUAUUAAGACUAGCCAAUAAUCCUGACAUUGUAAAGGUUAUCAAGAAAAUUGGACAUUAUCUCAAGAUGAAUAUAACAGUACCAGAGGGUUACGUUGAAGGAUUUAUCAGGGCCAACAAUACCUUCCUUUAUCAGCUAGUUUUUGAUCCCAUCAAAAGGAAACUCAUCCCUCUGAAUGCCUAUGAAGAUGACGUUGAUCCUAAGACACUAAGCUAUGCUGGACAAUAUGUUGAUGAUGCUAUAGCUCUUCAGAUAGCACUUGGAAAUAAGGAUAUAAAUACUUUGGAGCAGAUUGAUGACUACAAUCCAGAUACUGCCAUGCCUGCUCAAGCAAGAAGUCAUAGUUGGGAUGGCAAAACAUGUCAGAAGACAUCUAAUGUUAAUAGCAUUUGGCAUAGGAAUUACUGCCCUAGAAUUGAGUCAGAAGUUAUUUCAGAUGUUACACGACUGAAGGAAAAACCAAGUACUGUGGGCAUUGAGCAGGUGGUUAGUACCAAAGGACUGAAUCUUCCAAGGAAGCUAUCCAUUGUGAAAAGACAAAGAAGUGAGCUGUCAGAAGAUGAUCUAUUGAGUCAAUAUUCUUUUUCAUUUACAAAGAAGACUAAGAAAAAUAGCUGUGAAGGCAGUGAAUCAACAAACUCUUCUGAAAUGCCAGUGGCUGGCCUGGCAGAUGGAAGUACUAGCCAAAAAAGCUUAAGUACCCCACCUAGUAAAAGAAAUAAGUUUGCAACAUUUUUGCAGAGAAAAAAUGAAGAAAGUGGUGCAGUUGUGGUUCCAGGGACCAGAAGCAGGUUUUUUUGUAGUUCUCUGGAUCCUGCUAAUUGUGUGUCAAAGAAAGAAAGCAACCAGAAUCUCUGUGAGAGUGCUGUCAGCGAAAAGGGCAGCACUCCCCAGGAGUCUGCGUGUCUGAACCCGGAAGGCCAAGAGGCGGACGUGGGGAGCUCAGGUGGUGGGACUCUGUCUGCUGAGGAAGAGCCUCCUCAGCCUCCUGAGACCAACACAUGCACAAAGACCAUUUCACCACCUACUCUGGGGACACUCAGAAGUUGUUUUAGUUGGGCUGGAAGCCUUGGAGAGUUCUCAAGCAGCCCAAACCCGACUCCAGGCACAUUGCUGCAGCGGUUCCGAAGAAGGAGCGGUUCUCCCACUCCUCAGCCUGAGAGCAGUAAGUCAUGUGAUGCAGUUCAGCUGAAGGUUGACGAGUCACGUGAUGGAUUCCAUCGUUUCCCUCAGGAAGAUUGCUCUGCUCGGACUCAGGAAAGCAUGCAGUUGUCGCCACACAGUUUAAAUACGUCAAAGCUUUCACAACCUUCCAGUAAAGAUUCCGAUUCAGAGGAGUCUGAUUGCAAUAUUAAAUCACUUGAUAAUCAAGAUAAUCGGAACUCCCAGCUACAUUUAACUCAUUUUUCAAAAAAAACCACACUACUAAAGAAUAAGGCUCCUGGGCUGUAUAAAUCCAGCUCUGUGGAUUCCCUCUCUGCCACCAAGAUCAAAGCUCUGGUGCCUGCCAGGGCCAGCGGGCUGAGCAAGAAGCCAGCCAGCACCCAGAAGAGAAAGCAUUCUAAUGCGGAGAACUCUCCAGGACUGCAGAUCAAAAUCAAUGAGCUCUGGAAAAAUUUUGGAUUUAAAAAAGAUUCUGAAAAGCUUCCUUCUUGUAAGAAGCCCUUGUCUCCAGUCAAAGAUAACAUUCAGCUGACUCCAGAAACAGAAGAGGAUAUAUUUAACAAACCUGAGUGUGCUCAUGUUCAGAGAGCAAUAUUCUAAUAAAUGUGGACUGCCAGGAGACUGUUGCUUGCAAGAGAA
Messenger RNA from Ochotona princeps (American pika), 2965 nucleotides. RefSeq names its product exonuclease 1 (gene EXO1). Gene Ontology annotation, biological process: DNA recombination; mismatch repair. The record is from RefSeq and is a predicted model, not a curated record. Gene Ontology annotation, molecular function: metal ion binding; 5'-flap endonuclease activity; 5'-3' DNA exonuclease activity. Bases 443 to 2926 code for a protein of 827 amino acids. The transcript has 15 exons. NCBI's taxonomy places the organism in Eukaryota, Metazoa, Chordata, Mammalia, Lagomorpha, Ochotonidae. Gene Ontology annotation, cellular component: nucleus.